Cynoglossus semilaevis (tongue sole) is the source of this 2200-nucleotide messenger RNA. Its product is annotated as lymphoid enhancer-binding factor 1-like. The transcript has a single exon. The record is from RefSeq and is a predicted model, not a curated record. Lineage: Eukaryota; Metazoa; Chordata; Actinopteri; Pleuronectiformes; Cynoglossidae. Gene Ontology annotation, biological process: canonical Wnt signaling pathway; regulation of transcription by RNA polymerase II. Gene Ontology annotation, cellular component: beta-catenin-TCF complex; chromatin. Bases 661 to 1782 code for a protein of 373 amino acids. Gene Ontology annotation, molecular function: RNA polymerase II cis-regulatory region sequence-specific DNA binding; DNA-binding transcription factor activity, RNA polymerase II-specific.
CUUUGAUGUCUUUCUACCACAGAAUAGAACAAGAAGGAAAUGGACUGAGGUGCACAGGGGGAGGGAGGGCAGCAACAAACUGAAGAGUUAACUGGCCAGAGUUGCUGUUGCUGCUGCCUGGGUUGCAACCAGGGAACUGUUUAUGAUUGUUGAACCUAUGUGGUGGACCAGGAGACCAGGAACUGCUGUGGAGAACUGGCAGAAGAAGAAAAAACUCAUUUUGAAAGGAGAACCAGAGGGAGAGAAGAGGAAACGAGAGCAGACCAAGGACCAGGGAGUCAAUGAGGUACCAGGAAAUACAGUGGAGUGGAACCAACCAAGGUUUGGACUAGUCCACGAGCAGAGAAACAUUUAAAACACUGACCUCACAGGUGUCCAACCAUCCAUCCAACUAUCCAUCCAACUAAGCUCUAUGUCAGUUCUGAUGUUUUUAAAUGUAGGCACUGGGUUCCAGUCCAGACCUCCAUCAACUGCUAAGUUCUGGUGAACUUUACAUUCUAGAAGCUGCUUUCAACAGACAGGUAUACACAGAGGAAUCGUAACAGUCCUGUUCUAGGUCAGAGGUUUCUUCCCAUCGUUCAGUCUGACUCAACUGUUCUGGGCCCUUUUCUUGUUCGUUUCUCACUCAAACACUUGGUUACACCACCCAACACAAAAAGGAUGGACCUUGUGACAGAACUCGAGUUCAACAUUAAUGCCAUACGCCGGAGUGAAGAACCAGACCAUCUCCAGGCCUUUCUGGACGUGUUUUUGUCAGACACAUCUGCCAUUCCUUCACCUCCAUCUCUCCACUCUGAAGAACCACCCAAAUCACACAGUUACCUCCUCCCCCCACCCCAACUUCCUCUACCUUUCUUCUCAGAAGAGCCCCAGGUUGACCAGGACUAUGUCCCAACAGGUCCAGUGUCCUGCACCACAUUCGACAACAUGGUUCCAGUGGGAACCGUGAAUGGAGAGGUGGUGUACAGUUUUCCUGUCUACAACCCUCUCUUCACGACUGGUCCCUCACCACAACCACCUCCUUCUCUUCCUCCUCCUAAUGUUCUUACUGACCAGUGGUUUGACCCCCACCUUCACCCCUCAAAUUUUCAAUCCACUGUCCCACCCGAACCCUGUCUAGAUCCUGUAACUCCACCCUCCAACUCCAUUGUCAAAGUUGAGCCCUGGAGUUAUGGCCACCCUUCACCACCUCUGCCCGCUGUUCCAGAUAAACCAACAGUUGAAGACCACCAAAGUCUGCCGUCGGUGUCCAUGGUUGGCCCCACACUGGCCAACAUGGUUCCAGUGGGAACAGUGAAUGGAGAAGUGGUCUAUAGCCUUCCCGCUGAGGCCUUCACCACCAUCUUUGCCACAGUUCCUCCUCCUCCUCCUCCUCCUCCUCCUCUACCAACCAACCCUGUCAAAAAGAGACGUCACCGGCAGCAGGACGACGGGCGUCCCUACAUCAAGAAGCCUCCCAACGCCUUCAUGCUCUACAUGAAGGAGCAGAGGCCCAACGUGGUGACUGAGCUGAAGAUCACUGACAACGCUGUGGUCAACACGGAGCUGGGACAACGCUGGAGAAUGUUGUUGCAACCACAAAAAGACAAAUACUUCCACGAGGCCGACAGAUUGAGGCGUCUGCACGAGCAGCAGUUCCCUGAUUGGUCCACCAGGGACAACUAUGGGAAGAAGAGGAAGAGGAUCAGGAGGAAGAAUCCUGUGAUCUUACAGGAAGAGGGACAGAGUCAAGAUCUGGACUGUCUCUCCUGUAUCAGCUGCUUUGAGAAGACGUCUCCUUAGUGAAGUCAGAAACAUCUUUCUUUUAUUUUCCUCUGAUUUCUUGAAUGCAGCUAAGAUCUUUAGCGUGAAGAUCCACUCCCACUUCACCUCCUGGAACUGAUCAGUGUUUCUGGAGUUGUGUGUGAGAGACUGUACCCCACCACCCCACAUCCCCAAGGAUGAUCCUGAAUGAGCUCACUAAGACAAUCAUGUAACCAAAGCCUUUAUGGAUCACCUGUUCAAAGUCUCCUCGUAGAAGGUCGGCGCCUCACUGUGGAGAUGACACAAGCGUUCGUGCUUCUAGAUUCUAAAGAGAGACAUUUGUAACUGAUCAUGUGUGUGAAACUAGACCAAUGAAACUAUUUCUGUUUCCACAUCACUUUAAUUAUUUAAUAAUUUGUCAUGUUCAGUUGCAAAAUAAAAAUACUAGUAACUAUCA